Carlito syrichta (Philippine tarsier) is the source of this 1418-nucleotide messenger RNA. RefSeq names its product transmembrane protein 186 (gene TMEM186). The coding region runs from base 26 to 667 and encodes 213 amino acids. The record is from RefSeq and is a predicted model, not a curated record. Gene Ontology annotation, cellular component: mitochondrion. The transcript has 2 exons. NCBI's taxonomy places the organism in Eukaryota, Metazoa, Chordata, Mammalia, Primates, Tarsiidae.
ACUUCCGGCAGCAGUCGGCGGGGCCAUGGCUGCCCUCCUUCGCGCUGUGCCUAGGUUUCGAGGGCCAGCUGUAUGGGGGAGGCCUCUCCCCAGGCUGUGGUGCUGCAGUGGGCAGAAGGAUCCCAAGAGGUGGGUGGAGAGCAAGUUGUCCACCUCAAAGGAGAAGCCACCAGGCACAGAGACUGAAAAAUUCCAGAUGGUCUACCGUUUUGAUGCCAUCAGAGCCUUAGGGUACGUGUCUCGACUGAAGCUGGCGCAGACUGCCCUGACAGUGGUGGCUUUGCCACCAGGCUUCUACUGGUACUCUCAGGGCAUCUUGACGCUCAACUCCGUGUGCCUCAUGAGCGGGAUAGCUGGCUUUGCCCUGGCCAUGCUGUGCUGGAUGAGCUAUUUCUUUCGGAGACUGGUGGGGAUCCUGUACGUGAAUGAGUCUGGCACCGUGCUGCGUGUGGCCCACCUCACCUUCUGGGGCUGGCGACAGGACACCUACUGUCCCAUGGAAGAUGUGAUACCCCUGACAGAAACCAAGGACCGACCCCAGGAGCUGUUUGUGCGCAUCCAGCAGUACAGUGGGAAGCAGACCUUCUAUCUCACCCUGCGGUAUGGACGCAUCCUGGACAGAGAGCGUUUCACGGAGGUGUUUGGGGUGCUCGAUGCGCGCAAGUGACAGCCGGGCCUCUGGGUGGGCAAGGCUGAAGAAGGGGAUCAGGCACCUGGAGGCUUUGCCUGGGCCCCUGGGAACUUGUGUUUUGGGAUGAAGAAAUUCAUGAGGCAGACGGGUUUAGGGAAAAGGUGCUUAGUGCAAAUGCCAUACUGUGUUAUCUGUUCAGAGCCGGUUCUUGGAAGCUGUGCCACCACUCAGACAGUUUACUGUUAAACUGAAGGCAGGGGUGUGUGGUGGGGAGCCCUAGAUUUGGAGUCGGAAGUCCUAGUUUCUGUCAGUUGUCAACUCCCUGUCCUGGGGCAGGUUAUCAAGUCUCUCUGCACCUUGGUUUUCACAUCUAUAAAGUGGGAAGUCCCGCCGGUCUCAUGGAGUGGAUGUGAGAAUAAACAAUAAAUGUCAGGUGUGUUGCAAACUCAGCAGCCCAGUGCAACUACUAAGCAUUUGGUCGGAGGUUAUGGCAUGCUGAAAGGCUUGCCGGCAGUCAGUAGGGAUUGCCACAGCCUUGUGCUGUGCCCCUAAUGUACCCAGUUGCAGAAGGGAUUGGCAUGAAGGGGGAAGAUUUCAUCCUGCCCACCAGCUGCAGCAGGGAUGUCAACCUGAGUGAAUACAACACCCCAGCCAGAUUUUGUUCACCUCCUAGACGUCUAGUGGCUCCCACGUCGGAAGGCUUUGCAGUGUAAUAACCACAUGGACUGUGUGCUGGUGCAUUCUUUAUACAAUAAAGCUAGUUCUAUGCUUUUCCCCCCAUAACUAA